Messenger RNA from Chaetomium strumarium, 2762 nucleotides. Its product is annotated as fungal-specific transcription factor domain-containing protein. Gene Ontology annotation, molecular function: zinc ion binding; DNA binding; carboxy-lyase activity. NCBI's taxonomy places the organism in Eukaryota, Fungi, Ascomycota, Sordariomycetes, Sordariales, Chaetomiaceae. The record is from RefSeq and is a predicted model, not a curated record. The transcript has 9 exons. Bases 115 to 2625 code for a protein of 836 amino acids. Gene Ontology annotation, biological process: DNA-templated transcription; regulation of DNA-templated transcription.
CGGGCACGCACGGGCGGGGGAGCUAGCCAUUUAUCGUGGGGCCGCCCCAACCCUAAAAUCCUUGAACUGCCGCAAAUCCCGAAUUUCUCCACACCCAUUCUCACCCGAUCCGAGAUGUGCUCGGCUUCUUCUCACCUCGAUAACGACGUCUCGGAUUUGCAUCGGUAUUCAUCUCCCGGCCUUCCUCCUGCGGCAAAGUCUCGCCACGACAACGAGCAGAGGCCAGCGCAAUCAUUCGACAUCUCAAUCGUAGAACAAUCCUCCUGCGCGUGCCCCGCGGCCCCCACUUCUCCAACGGGGGCUGCGCUUCGGCCCUCGUUCGGGUUCCCAUUCCGGCAGCCCUCAACGGCCCUACCCAUCCACCUCCCCGUUCCCUUAUCGGGGCCACAAGCCCUCGCACCAAUGUCAGAAACACAAGAAAGUCCCAGCCUCGAGGAUCUCACGCCCGAGGAGGCCAACCGCAUCAUCCACUCCCACCGCAAGGUGCGCUACGGCACCGCUUGUUGGCCAUGCAGACAGAGGAAGGUCAAGUGCGACAACAAGAGCCCCUGUGAGAACUGCGUCAAGAGGGAACAUCCUCAACUCUGCUCCUACAAACCGAACAGAACUGCCGCUGGAAAGAGCAUCUCCAACACGUCGGAGCACUCAACGCCGGGGAAGAAGAGAGCACGAUCACCAGAUGAGCCAGGAGUCCGAAGUCAGAGCAACGAGGCCGCCAUAAGCGCAUACGAGCCCGACAAUACCGAGACCACGCGAUAUGUGGGUCAAAACAGCAUACCGGCCCUGCUCAGAGAACAGACAGCCGCCAGCGAGGCCCAGCAGGGCAGCGGCAUCCGCUCCGACAUGCGCUCCCUACUCGGCCUGGACAACUCGGCGCCCUUCCCGCUGAUGUCCUCACGCCAUAUGGAUAGGCUGACUACGGACAUUGCAUCCGAGCUGCCAUCCGACAGGGAGGUCAUGAAGCUCUUUCGAACCUACAAGGAGAUACCCCAGCCGUUCUGGGGUUUUGUCAUGGACAUCGAUGACCUCGAGUCCCGGCUUAUGGUCUAUCUUGAGGACCGCGCAAAGAACGCCAGGGCAUCGACCAAGACGACCAAACCCGUCUCGGCAUCCUGGCUGUCCAUUCUCUUCGCCGUGCUCGCUGUCGGCUCGCAGUAUCACGACGCGCCAUUCCACGUCCGGACGAGGGACUCGCAGAAGUACAUUCAGAUCUCGUUCCAUUUCCUGAGAGUAGGGAACUUCUUGCUGAGGCCCAAUCUGGACUCCAUACAAGCUCUGCUUAUGACGAGCUUUGUGCUGCUCAACGACAUGAAGGCUGAAGCUUCGUGGGCGUUGCUUGGGCUCACAUGCAGGCUAGCCCAAUCGCUCGGUCUUCACCGCGCACAGCCACUCGAUGGCCGGCAAACGCCCGAUGCCACGAAAAAGGAGACCGCGAGAAGGAAGUUAUGGUGGACUUGUGUUUGGCAUGAUACGCUCACGUCCUUGUCAUUCGACCGCUCCCCAAUGACCAACAUCCCAUGCUGUCCCAUACCACUUUCGCCAACCGCCAACACCGACGGUUGGGCAUAUCUGGAAGCCAUGUACCACCUCUGCCAGAUCAUCUCGCAGAGACUGAACCCCGACGCCAUUGCAAAUGCCACCUACGCGCAGAUUCUCGACAACUGCAAGGCCGUCGAGAACGUCCGCGACAAGUUGCUGGGCCAACUGCGCAGCAAGGAGGCGUGCAAGUCCGCCCUGGACCGGCUGCAGCAUUUCGCGAUACGGCUGCACACUUCCUUCAUCGUAUCGGUCUGCUGCCGGCCUGCGUUGAUGCGACGCGACAGCAACCACCUCGAUCCGCCGCAGAAGAGGACCCUUGCGGACAGAUGCAAGCAAAACCUGACCGAGACAGUCCGAAUGUUCCUCGCGAUGCAUCAGCUCUCCGUUAUCCCAACCCGCUCUUGGGCUUUCACCUACCACGGGCUGUCGUCAGCAGUCCUUCUGGGAAUCCUGGGCGAGACGAAAGCCGACCCAGAGGUCCGUCAGCUGCAAGGAGAUCUCAUCUCGGCGUUGUCAGCAACCGCGGCGAAGGAGCAGACCUCGCCUCAGCCUCAUAUCCGCAAGACGGAUCUCGACAUCGAGCUGUCCGGCCCGCUGUCUCGGGCGCUAGAGGCGCUCAAGAACAUCUACGAUCACGGAUCGGUCGUUGCGCCCUCGGUCAAGCGGGAGGGCAGCAUAUCCGGCCCCGCCUCGGGCACACGCACGCCGCUGCACCCGAUGCAGCCGGCCGGCUUCCUUCCAAGCGGCGCAACCGGCAGCCAGGACUCUCGAGCUGGCUCCAUCCUGGAUCCGCACCAGAACGCAGCGCUGGCCAUGACGGAGCUGCAGCAGCAGGGCGGCGGGUCCGGGCCCGACUAUUCAGCUGGCAUCCCAUUCUCCCAGCUGCCGAUUGGCUCUGGGGUUCCGCAGCAGCUUCCGGACAUGGCUGGGUUCGACCCGGCCAGCUACAUGUCGCCGAUGGAUCUGUACGAUUCAAUCUUCUGGGAGUCGCCUGAUCCUUUCAACACCGGGUUGGAUUCGAUGAACUUUGACUUCCUCGCGCACCCUCCGCCGGGCCAGCCACCACAGCAGCAGUUUUAUUUUUAAUUACCGGUGGUGUAUUUGGCUGCAGAUGGGCUGAUCUUUUCCUGUCUUGAUAUAUAUUACCCCACUCGGUGUUUGCCCUUGUAUAUGGGCAUAUUCAUGGAACUGGUCUCGGAUUUUAUCUUCGCCAUUUUCUCGGU